UCUUACUUCCUCGUAGGCUCCAUGAACCGUACAAACCCUCAGCAAGGGUAAAAAUGGCAAAAAGCGGCUUAAACUGAGACCAAUUGAGGCUUCGCCAUGGCUUUUGGUUUACUCGGAUCGGAUCGGAUCGGCUCGCAUUGGCGGCCAGUAGAUGGUGAUGGUGAUUCAGCCCGAAAAUUCGAAUGUUUGUUUGUUUGUUGAGAUGCGCCAAACCCCAAACGCCAAACGCCAAAAGACGAAAGAGACCUAUACCGAUACCGAAACCGGCGACAAAUCAAUGGUCUGAGCAAAUAACGGAACCCGGCUCGAAGCCCACUGCCGGCCCAGCUGAAGGUCUCCCCACGAACUCUACUUGGUAUAAAAAUCACCUCGUCCAUCCAAGCCAACAUCAGACGCUUCACAGACUAACAAUUAACAAGAUGAAACUCUUCGCCCUGACCAUUGCCCUGUGCGCCUGCCUAGCCGCCGCAGAUGUGUCCCACCUGCAGCCCGCCAGCAGCUACCUGCCACCUCCGCGUCCGGAGCAGGCCAUCUCCAUGAGCAUCGAGCAGCAGGAGCUGCGCGAACUGCCGGAGCAAGUGGAGUACAUGCGAAUGAACGAGCAGGGCCAGAUGGAGCCCAUGCCCGCCAGUCUGCUGACGCCUCCUGCUCCCGAAGGCGAGGUGGAAGCCAUGCCCUCCACCCGCUACCUGCCACCCGCAGCUCCGGUUCCCAGCCAGAUGAAUGUCGAGCCCGUUGAAAUGAUGGCACCCGAGCAGCCAGCCAUGGAGCAGCUCCAGGCCCAGCCUCAGCCCCAGCUGGCCAUGCGCUACCUGCCUCCUGCUCCUCAGGAGAACCAGCAACUGACCUACCAGCAGUACCAGGAGCAGAUGCAACAGCUGCAGAUGCAGCAGCUCCAGGAACAGCAGCCAGAGGAGUCGCAGCCGGAGCAGCCCCUACAGCCAGCUGAGGAGCAGAUGCCCUAUGUCCUGGAUGUCCAGCAGCCCAUGGCUCCCUCCGAUGCGGAAGCCCAGGAGCCUCAGGAACCCGAGCCAGCCCACGAACUCCGUGCCGACGGCUACCACUACAAGCAGGCCGAAGAGCAGCUCCGUCUGAGGCAUUAGCUCAUCCAAAGCUGAGUCACUGGAUGACGUUAUCGAGAAUUCCGGGCAUGCGUCACCGAAUUGUUGAAUUAUUUCUAGUUCUAAGCUUUACGAGUCCGAUUAAAGUUUGUUUUGUUGAGAAUUUGUGACUUAAAAUAAUGGGCGGCUCUAAAUUUCAACAAGAGAGAAGAUUUCUUUAUUCGGAAAUAAGAUU
Molecule: messenger RNA, 1296 nt
Organism: Drosophila ananassae
Lineage: Eukaryota; Metazoa; Arthropoda; Insecta; Diptera; Drosophilidae
Product: RNA polymerase II degradation factor 1
Exons: 2
Coding region: 183-1103 (306 amino acids)
Source: RefSeq, a predicted model, not a curated record